Molecule: messenger RNA, 1217 nt
Organism: Alligator mississippiensis (American alligator)
Lineage: Eukaryota; Metazoa; Chordata; Crocodylia; Alligatoridae
Gene: IRAK1BP1
Product: interleukin 1 receptor associated kinase 1 binding protein 1
Exons: 4
Coding region: 93-824 (243 amino acids)
Biological process (GO): canonical NF-kappaB signal transduction; immune response
Source: RefSeq, a predicted model, not a curated record
GCGUGAUGUGACCCUCCUCCUUCCCGAAGUGCUGAGCGGCGCGGGUUGCCAUGGAGCCGUAACAGCUCGUCUUCCCCCUCCCCCGCCUCUGCAUGGCGCUGCUGCCGCUUCCUCCCGCGCGGGUGUUCGCGGAGCUGCUGCCGCAGGCGGCGGGGGAGGGGCGGAGCCGCGGGCGCGAGGCAGAGCCGGGCCGGGAGGUGCACGUGAGCGGCUGCGCGGAGCGGAGUGCGGCGCCGGACCGGGCGCGGGUCCGCCUGCGGCUGGGCAGCACCAAGGGCGCGGCCGGCGAGGCACGCAGUAGCGUCAGCCGCCGCCUGGACUACGUGGUGCACAGCGCGCGCCAGCGCGGCGUCCCGGACAAAAAUGUGACGGUGACAAAGGAUUUUAGCAGAGUAGAAAAUGGCUAUAAAAUGGAAGCAGAGGUUUGCAUUACAUUCAGUGAUUUUGAAAAAAUGCAGAAUGUCUGCAAUCUGCUUAUUGAGAAAUUAGGUAGUUCCAUUAACAUCAGUCCCCCUCACUUCUACCAUGCGCCAGAAGCUGUACAUACACUCCGGUGUGAAGUGUGUCUUGCUGCUGUUGAAAACACACGUCAAAAAGCUCAAGAGGUCUGUCAGCUGUUUGGCCAGGCAUUGGGAAAGCCUUUGUUAAUAAGAGAAGAGGAAACAAAAGAAUGGGAAGGACAAACAGACUGUCACCUAUCAGACUCUUCAGACUCAUUGACUAUGCAGCAGAGAAUCGAGAGAUCCACUAUUUAUGCAUCUUCAAGAGUAUUUGCUAUUUUUGAGAUAAAAGGAAAAGAAAAAAGAAAGAACAAGUUGAUUUAAAAAUGUACUUCUUACCUGCCAUUGAUAAAUCUUUAAAUACUUUAAAAGUAUGCAUUUCUUCAGUUUUUCAAACACAUACCUUUGAAUACAGUUCAGGAAAAACUAAUUAAUAGUGUUCCCUAAAAAAUAGAUUGUUCUUAACUGGAGAGAGAGAAGUAAUUCUAUCAUGAUUUUUCAAACGGAUUAAAGGUGGAUAACCUGGACUGUACAUACAUUUUAUUCCCUUUAAUGAGGAGAGAGAUGGGUGUAUGGCUUUAUACAAACUUCAUUAAGAUUGUCUUUUUCAGAUUUUACAACCAUGAAUAAAGCAGGACAGCAGUAGGAAAGCUCAUGUAUACCAUGUUUCAGUGUGCUAAAGAAAAAGAUACAAGAUAAAAACAUUACUAACGAUAA